Messenger RNA from Sinocyclocheilus grahami, 793 nucleotides. RefSeq names its product structural maintenance of chromosomes protein 2-like. The record is from RefSeq and is a predicted model, not a curated record. The transcript is spliced from 3 exons. Bases 179 to 478 code for a protein of 99 amino acids. Lineage: Eukaryota; Metazoa; Chordata; Actinopteri; Cypriniformes; Cyprinidae.
UGGCUCCAUAUUCUCCACCUUGUUGCCUGGGGCAAAUGCUCGUUUGGCUCCUCCUGAGGGGCGUGGUGUCCUGGACGGGUUAGAGUUUAAAGUGGCUCUAGGGAGCACCUGGAAAGAGAACCUGACAGAGCUCAGCGGGGGUCAAAGGUCUCUGGUGGCACUUUCUCUGAUUUUAGCUAUGUUGUUGUUCAAACCUGCUCCCAUUUACAUCCUGGAUGAAGUGGACGCCGCUCUAGAUCUCUCACAUACACAGAACAUUGGACAGAUGCUGAGAACACACUUUACACACUCACAGUUUGUUGUGGUGUCUCUAAAAGAUGGAAUGUUCACCAAUGCAAACGUGCUCUUCAAGACCAAAUUUGUGGACGGCAUCUCCAUGGUCACUCGCACAGCUCAGACACAUGAGGGAAAGGUUUUGUUCCAGCGCACUCAGGAGAAAACCAGGGACAAACGCCAGCGACAGAUGCUGGCUAGCUAAACACACUUGCUAUAUUGCACAAAUAUAAAGAUAGAAGCCAGAUAUAUUAAGCUUUUAUCACUUUCAGUUGAGAAAAUGAAAUGGUAUAUUUAAAAUUAUUAGUACUAAAAGCAUUUUUGGACAUCAGAUUUGUGCAACUAAUGCAUGUAGAAUUGCUCUGUAAAUCAGCAUUUUCCAUUGCCUAUUUUAAAAUGCUGUUACACUCACAAAUGUUCUCCGCAUUAUUGACGUUAUGGAGUGUAGUUGCUCUACAACUUUUUAAUCCUGUGAGUCUGUUUUCUCUCUCUGUGCACUGUAUUUCAAUAUAUUUGUUUG